UGUCAAUAUGCUGUUGUCACCGUUGGUGUUGAUCACAACAGUGUUGGCGGCUGUCGCCAGUGCCGCUGAUACACGACACCCGGAUUUGUUGCCACUGUCGCAACACGAUGCGGCAGCCAGAAACCCUGCAGAGCAGUCUGCUCGAUACUGGGUAGAUGAGGCUCAGGCUGGGAUCAAGUCUCGUCUUCAAUUAAACAAAAUCGAGGGCAAGGCACGCAAUAUAGUUAUGUUCCUGGGUGACGGCAUGUCGGUUCCGACGUUGGCGGCCGCACGGACCUUGCUAGGACAAAGGGAAGGUCGCACUGGCGAGGAAUCUCAACUAUCUUUCGAAGCGUUCCCAUCUGUUGGUUUAUCGAAGACGUACUGUGUAAAUCAACAAAUACCGGACUCGGCGUGCACGGCGACCGCGUACCUGUGCGGCGUAAAGGGCAACUACGGCACGAUCGGCGUGACGGCGGCGGUGCCGCGCCGGGACUGCGUCGCGUCGCUCGACAACAGCACCCAUGUCGCCUCCAUCGCCGAGUGGGCGCUGCAGGACGGCCGCGAUGUUGGUAUUGUGACAACGACGCGUAUCACGCACGCAUCCCCGGCCGGUGCGUACGCUAAAGUGGCUGAUAGAAAUUGGGAAAAUGACAAUAGCAUUGUACAAGAUAGACAGGAUCCAUUACUCUGUCGUGAUAUCGCUCACCAGCUUAUACAUAUGUAUCCAGGGAACCAAUUUAAGGUAAUCUUAGGUGGUGGAAGGCGUGAAUUUUUACCAAAUACAAUACGAGAUGAGGAAAAUACGAGAGGUAGAAGAACGGAUGAACGUAAUCUUAUUGAGGAGUGGCAAUCACUAAGAGCAUCACAAAAUGUCAGUUACAACUAUGUAUGGAAUAGAGAGCAAUUGAUGAACAUAUCUGAGUCACUGCCAGAAUAUCUUUUAGGCCUCUUUGAAGGUUCUCACAUGCAAUAUCAUUUAGAAGCAGACACUACUACGGAGCCAACACUCACCGAGUUAACUGAAAUUGCAAUAAGAUCUCUAAGUCGUAACGAAAAGGGUUUCUUCUUGUUCGUGGAGAGCGGCCGCAUUGACCACGGACACCACGACAACUACGCGCACCUGGCGCUCGACGAGACGAUCCAGCUGCACGCGGCGGUGCAGCGCGCCACCGAGAUGCUCUCCGAGGACGACUCCCUCGUAGUAGUUACCGCUGAUCAUGCCCACGUCAUGACCAUUAACGGGUAUUCACCACGGGGAAGCAGUAUCAUUGGGCGUUCUAAUCAGCAGGGCAGUGAUGGCGUACCGUACAUGACCGUCGCAUAUGCAAAUGGACCUGGCGCGCGUGGAGCUCGAGUUGAUGUCACAGCGGAUGAAAACUUUGGCGAUUUGCGGUGGAGAACUCAUGCAGAAGUACCGCGGAGCAGCGAGACGCACGGCGCGGACGACGUGGCGGUGUUCGCGCGCGGGCCGCACCACGCGCUGUUCACGGGCCUGUACGAGCAGAGCCGCAUCCCGCACCUCAUGGCCUACGCCGCCUGCAUCGGGCCCGGCCUGCACUACUGCAACGCCGCCACUUCUUUCAGUGGUUUACCAUAGUUCUCUAAAUAUAUUGUUAUUAUGUUUGAUACUUGCCACCUUUGCUAUAUUAUAUCAGUAAUUUAUCAUUUCGCGGUAUCGAAACUUUUCAUAUGUAAACACACAUCACAAUGUAAACAAACCUAAGUAAAUAGUAGCAAGCUCAUCAAUAUUUACUCUGAUAUCAAUUCCUU
Molecule: messenger RNA, 1752 nt
Organism: Galleria mellonella (greater wax moth)
Lineage: Eukaryota; Metazoa; Arthropoda; Insecta; Lepidoptera; Pyralidae
Product: membrane-bound alkaline phosphatase-like
Exons: 5
Coding region: 8-1579 (523 amino acids)
Biological process (GO): dephosphorylation
Molecular function (GO): alkaline phosphatase activity
Source: RefSeq, a predicted model, not a curated record